Molecule: messenger RNA, 990 nt
Organism: Ylistrum balloti
Lineage: Eukaryota; Metazoa; Mollusca; Bivalvia; Pectinida; Pectinidae
Product: nucleolar protein 58-like
Exons: 3
Coding region: 1-990 (329 amino acids)
Source: RefSeq, a predicted model, not a curated record
AUGUCAAGGGAGACAUCAGGAAUAAAAGAGAAACCCGGGCGGUGUCAAGGAAGACAUCAGGAUAAAAGAGAAACCCGGGCGGUGUCAAGGGAGACAUCAGGAAUAAAAGAGAAACUUUCAAGGGAGACAUCAAGAAGAAAAGAGACACGUGAGUCAGUGUCAAGGGAGACAUCAGAAAGUAAAGAGAAACGUGAGUCAGUGUCAAGGGAGACAUCAGGAAGUAAAGAGAAACGCGAGUCAGUGUCAAAGGAGACAUCAGGAAUAAAAGAGAAACUUGAGUCAGUGUCAAGGGAGACAUCAGGAAUAAAAGAGAUACUUGAGUCAGUGUCAAGGGAGACAUCAGAAAGUAAAGAGAAACGUGAGUCAGUGUCAAGGGAGAUGUCAGGAAGAGAAGAGAAACGCGAGGUAGUGUCAAGGGAGACAUCAGGAAUAAAAGAGAUACUUGAGUUAGUGUCAAGGGAGAUGUCAGUAAGAAAAGAGAAACGUGAGUCAGUGUCAAGAGAGAUGUCAGGAAGAGAAGAGAAACGUGAGUCAGUUUCAAGGGAGAUGUCAGGAAGAGAAGAGAAACGCGAGGUAGUGUCAAGGGAGACAUCAGGAAGAGAAGAGAAACGUGAGUCAGUUUCGAGGGAGAUGUCAGGAAGAAGGGAAAAACGUGAGGUAGUGUCAAGGGAGACAACAAGAAGAAAAGGACAACCGGGGAACAACAUGACUCCAACAAUUCUUGGGAAUAUGGCACUUCUGUAUUCCACUCGUAUCUGCAGACUUCCUGCAUGCAGAAUUAACGAGGAGUACCAUGACCUCAUGAACCUCCGGUCCGUAUUUCUUUUUCCCAACAAUGCUUGGGAUGUCAAAGCUGUCGGUCUCUAUGGCCGGAAAAUAUCAGAAUGUUCGUCAUUCAAUUCCACCCUGGCUUUAGAAUGUGCCCUAACUGGGUCUAGUUAUCCCAAUAACUACCCGUCUCAUCAUGAAAUACAGGCGCGUGGAAUAUGA